Messenger RNA from Aspergillus ochraceoroseus IBT 24754, 1483 nucleotides. RefSeq lists its product as uncharacterized. The record is from RefSeq and is a predicted model, not a curated record. The coding region runs from base 158 to 1372 and encodes 404 amino acids. NCBI's taxonomy places the organism in Eukaryota, Fungi, Ascomycota, Eurotiomycetes, Eurotiales, Aspergillaceae. The transcript has 3 exons.
AAAUGACACAAGUAUGAUUUGAUCCUGUGGCAAUAACCUGAAUGCUACCUUGUAGACCUUGUAAUUAUUAUAUAUAAAAGUCAGCCUGGACGCAUGUCUUUUCCCUCGCAGCACACCUAGCAGCCUUAUAUUCCACCCUUCCUCUUCAGCAAGCAAAAUGGCAUCGUUCUACGCAAACCCACUUGUCUAUGGAAAUCCUUUCCUGGACAUUCCGUCCGACAUGGACACGAACCCUUUCCGUUGGGUUUGGGAGGAUAUCUGUUCCGUCUUCAGUCUCGCCAGGCUGCUCCCACGCAUAUUUCUUCCUCUUGGGCCCUUGAAAUCCGAGCACCUCGACGAGCUCUAUCCCGACCUCCGCAACCUUCGAGAUAUCUCCCUGCAUGUGAUUUUGAUAGUCAUCCAGGUGGUGCUUCUUCUGUCGUUUCCGCUGGUUUUGAUGACCUUCUGGGCGUUUCCCCUGGUCGUUUACGUGGUGUUCUAUGUGCUGCUCACGCUCGUGACCAUGAUCAUCAUGAGGCUGCUGAACGGGCCUCCCACAGGGAGGUCUCUCAUCGGCGUGCCAAAAACAAAACCCCCGGCCAAUAACGCAAGCGAGCCAUGGUUUUUCAUCAACGGCGUUGCAACCGGGCGACACUGGCAUCUGUCGAAUCUAGCCCUACUCGCAGAGAUAUUCGGCCGGGAGAUUGUAGGCAUCCACAAUCCAACAAAAGGGUUGAUUCUCGACCUGAUCGAAUGUCUCAUCCAACGCGACCUCGACUACAAAACCAUCGACAUCCGACAAGGCCGCGCGCAGCUCCGCGCAGCGCUCGCGGCAUCCACCACCAAACGGGCCGUGCUGAUCGUCCACUCGCAGGGCGGGAUCGAGGCAGCCUCGAUCAUCGACUGGCUCUUCGGCGAGCUGUCGCACGACAAGAUGCGCAAGCUGGAAGUAUACACGUUUGGGAACGCGGCCCGACAGUUCCGCAACCCGCCCAUCCACGACCCCGUGGACGAGCCUCGCAGCGGCAGAGUCAACCCGCGCCGCCAGACGCACGGCGAGCGCGUCAUCCGGUACAUCGAGCACUACGCCAACAGCAAGGAUUUCGUGGCCAACAUUGGCGUGUUGAAGUUCACGACGCCCGUGGCGGCGUAUUCCAAUGGCGGGCUGUUUUCCGGCAGUGUCUUUGUCCGGGUUGGGUCGGGCCAUUUGCUGAACAUGCAUUAUUUGGACCCGAUGUUUGGCGAGGACAGUGCCUUUAUGCGGUCCAUGGUGGAUAUUCCGUCGGCGGAGGGCGCGGAAGGCGUGGUGGUGGUUUCGAAGCCGGUGAGGGAGUUGUCGAGGCUGUAUCAGUAUCGGAAUGGGGAGAGUCCCAAGGACCCUGAGCUGGAUUGAUUGGUUUUGGUAUUUAUUUUUAUUUUUUUUAUGCGUUUUGAGUCUGAGUUAUAUUGGUGGAAAUGCUCCCAGGAAGCGGCAGCCUAAGAAAGGAUAUAUAUUUACAAGUAG